Tribolium castaneum (red flour beetle) is the source of this 1187-nucleotide messenger RNA. RefSeq lists its product as uncharacterized. The transcript is spliced from 3 exons. The record is from RefSeq and is a predicted model, not a curated record. Lineage: Eukaryota; Metazoa; Arthropoda; Insecta; Coleoptera; Tenebrionidae. Gene Ontology annotation, cellular component: membrane. The coding region runs from base 160 to 825 and encodes 221 amino acids.
UGUAAUCGGCUCAUCCUCAAACUUGCCUAUGCCGGUCCUGGACAACUCUUCAAAUAGCGCCCCUACAAUUUUUUUAAAUACGUAAUCAGCUGAUUGACAGAGGGUGUGGUGAUGUCAAAACCCAACACACCCAAGAACAGAUAGUUAAAUGCAGGGACAAUGUGGUACUUGAUUGUCACUGCUCGUAGUAUAAUAUGGAUGUUGAUAAGUCUCCUGGCCACUCUGCUAAUGCUGGGGGCUUUCAUGAGCCCCCUGUGGCUAGUGCGCGGCCAACAAGAAAUACAUUUCGGCAACGAGACAAUCACUUACACGUCCAGUGUUGGGGUUUACACCAAAUGCGGAAAACCGAUUAAAAUAGAGGGGCCUGCAUGCACCGCUAUUGCAGUCAGGGGGCUUUCCACCGACUCAAACGUGUUUCCGGGGGCUUGGAAAGCAGCGACAAUUUUUCUAAUCACAGGUCUCAUAAUAAUGUCAGCGACUGUUUUCAUGGGUUUAGUCAGUUGCCGAAUUCAGAGCUUCUUUAAGAAGAGUAUUUUUACGAUGUCUGGGGCGGCGCAAGCCAUAGCAGGGAUUUGUUUCAUCCUGGGUGUGAUGUUGCACCCAAUGGGAUGGGGCGCAGUGAGGGUCCAGAAAUUGUGCGGAAGGGACGCUUCGCCCUUUUAUCCCGGGGACUGUAGUCUAGGAAUGGGGUUGGGAUUGGCUGUCGCUGGUACUUUGCUGGCGUUUGUCUCAGCGUGUCUUUCGGUACCUGCCGAAAAUUCCACAAGCAGUGAUAAAGUACAAGACCAAAUAUAUGAAGGCCAGACCCUCAUUUGUCUUUUGUAAAAAAGGGGAUUUAUGAUCAAAGUGGCCUAAUUACGUCACAGGCUACUUUGAUUGGAAAUUUAAAUGAAAACACGGUAUUGUUUAUGUGUUUUAGAUGUCUGACAUGAUCUUGAAUACCAAAUUGUACUGAAAUGUGCCUUCAAGUCUCUUGGGAACAAUUUCGGCAAUUUUAUAAGUGAUAUUUAUUUUUUUAUGUAAUGGUGCUCCGUAUGUACUGCCAUGUAACUGUACUUAUUUUUAAUUAGUCUAGCUUUUAUAUCGUUUUUAUACCAAAAAUCUUUAUCGUACUUUAAGUGUUUAUACCAUUUAGCCGCACUUUUAUAAUCUUAUAUAAAAUAUGUAAUAAAAACAUUUCACGUAAA